AUGCGUGUCUCAACGGAGCCCCACUACAGCUUCACGAUACCCUCGGUCCACGACGAUACGACGCUUGAUUGCCGUAUAUACCACCCAGAUGUCCUCGACGAGCCAUUGGAUGGUAGCAACGGGCAGCAAUGGAGAAAACGGGGCAUUGUUAUGGCACACCCCUAUGCUCCGAUGGGCGGGAGCUACGAUGACCGAGUUGUAGGCAUCGUCGUUGACGAGCUCUUGAGGACCGGGUACAUAAUUGGUACCUUCAAUUUUCGGGGUGCUCAUGGCUCCAAACACAAAGGUCGUACAUCUUGGUCCGGUAGACCCGAAUUAGACGACUAUGCCUCGUUUGCUGCAUGCUUCAUGAUCUACAUGAACCUUAUACAGCCAUUUCCCUCCUCAGACGCAACCUUCACGCCUGACCAGUCACCUGUGCGCCCAGUAGCGCGUCAAUACGGCAACUCCUUAGUCAUCCUCGGCGGCUACUCCUACGGUUCUCUGAUUUUGAAACACCUUCCGAGCGUACCUUCGAUCCUACAACGCUUCUCGAACCCUUUAGCUGGCUCUGCGGCGGACGAGAUCUUGCAGAGGGCGCACAAGCUGGCGGACCAAAGCAACCUAGAGUGGAUUAACUUGGCUCACAACAACGAGCGAGAGAAGAGCAGGAAAAGGCACGAGCACAAGACGUCACUGACGAUUGGAGGAGAAGAGACAAAUUCCGGGGCGAGAAGAAGCAGCAGGGAGGCAAAGCGAAGCCUCGACCCCCCACGCGGCCUGGACCUGGGACAGCGCCUGAGAAGACUCAGCCAUCGAGACCGGAGGCCGGGAAACUCUAUUACGUCUCUCAAGCAGACCGAUGUUAUCAUCACAACCCCCGAAGUUCGCUAUCUCCUCAUCUCACCCCUGACACCCCCAAUAUCGACGCUUGCUGCGCCUGCUCUUGGUCAGAAGCUUUGGAGUCGUGCAAGUGACACAAACACAGCGAGCAUUGGGAAAUGCGCAUCUUUAGCAAUCUAUGGCGACCAAGACAUCUUCGCAUCGGCAAAGAAAAUUCGAGAUUGGUGCGGCCAAUUGAAAAACGAACACGGCUCAGCAUUCUCAAGUGUCGAGAUUGCAGGCGCAGGGCACUUCUGGGUAGAGCAGGGGGUUGAGAAACAGUUGAGGGCUGCGUUGAGAGGGUGGAUACUCGAGGGACUACAUGCUGAGGCACACGAUGUUUUUGAAGGUUCCUCGUAA
Messenger RNA from Ascochyta rabiei, 1221 nucleotides. RefSeq lists its product as uncharacterized. Bases 1 to 1221 code for a protein of 406 amino acids. The transcript has 2 exons. NCBI's taxonomy places the organism in Eukaryota, Fungi, Ascomycota, Dothideomycetes, Pleosporales, Didymellaceae. The record is from RefSeq and is a predicted model, not a curated record.